Hemisphaericaspora subhashii is the source of this 3021-nucleotide messenger RNA. RefSeq lists its product as uncharacterized. Gene Ontology annotation, cellular component: cytosol; nuclear envelope. The record is from RefSeq and is a predicted model, not a curated record. The transcript has a single exon. NCBI's taxonomy places the organism in Eukaryota, Fungi, Ascomycota, Pichiomycetes, Serinales, Debaryomycetaceae. Gene Ontology annotation, molecular function: small GTPase binding. Bases 1 to 3021 code for a protein of 1006 amino acids. Gene Ontology annotation, biological process: protein import into nucleus.
AUGGAUAAGGAUACAUUAUUAAAAGCUCUUGCUGGUACAUUAGAUGCUAACCAGCAAGUCAGAAAACAAAGUGAACAACAAUUACAUGCAUUUGAAGAACAACCAGGUUUCACCUCAUAUUUGUUAGAUUUAAUUACUGAAGAAAAUAUCCAAUUGGGUAUUCAAAUAUCAGCUGCGAUUUUUUUCAAGAAUAGAAUUGUUGCACAUUGGGUAGUUGCAGAAAAUAAACAAGCAACUGCUUUAAGUAUCAAAGAUGUCGAGAAGGGUGAUAUUAAAUCAAAAUUGAUUACGACUUUAUUCAAGACUUAUAAAAAUAAUCAAAUCAAAUUACAACUAACAACUGCUUUGAAUAACAUCUUAGCUGCUGAGAAAUGGGAGGAAUUGAUUGCAAUCAUUAAGAAUUUAUUAAAAGAUGUUAACGACAUUGAUCAUGUUUAUACCGGGUUACUUUGUCUUUACGAAUACUCGAAGAAUUAUAGAUGGGCAGGCUUAGAAGGUACAUCCAACCCAGUAUUAGAAGACAUUACUCAAGAAAUAUUUCCAAUCUUACAGAAUUUGGCCAAUCAAAUAAUUGAAAAUGCCGGGGAUAAUACUGUUUUCGAUGAAAUGCUUUAUUUAAUUAUGAAGAUAUUCAAAUUUACCAUGUACUCGUAUUUACCUUCAUAUUUCCAGAAAGAUACUUCUCACUUAGGUGCAUGGUGCCAAAUUCAUAUUCUUAUCAUCAAUAAACCAUUACCUAAAGCCGUAUUAGAAGAGGAGGAUUACGACGUCAGAGCCUUGAACCCUAGAAUCAAGGCAGUUAAAUGGUGUUUCGCCAAUUUGAACCGUUUAUUAAGCAGACAUGGAGGUGGUGUUCAAACUAAGGAUAAGAAUGAUCCAUCAAACCAAUUUGCUCAAAGCUUUUUAACCAAUUUUGUUCCUGAAAUUUUAUCUGCAUAUUGGAAAAUUAUUCAAGAUUGGUCAACUAAGAAAGUUUGGCUCAGUGAAGCUUCCUUAUAUCAUUUAAUUUCAUUCUUGGAACAAUUGGUAGAUACUCCUGCUUGGCCAUUAGUUGAAGAUAAGUUAGAUGCAAUUGUUAGACAUGUCUUGUUACCUACUUUGUCAGCUACUCAAGAAACUAUUGAAUUAUACGAAGAUGAACCAGAAGAAUAUAUUAGAAGGUUCUUUGAUAUUAAUCGUGAAUCCAACACUUCAGACGUGGCAUCAAUUAAUUUUAUUUAUAGAUUGACUUCCAAGAAGUUUUCUUCUACCAUUAAUUUAACAUUAAGUGUUAUCAAUGAAGUUUUCACAUUAAGAAAUGAAAACAGAAACAAUUUACAAGUUGCAAUGAAUACUGAAGGUGUCUUAAGAAUGUUGUCUACAGUUGCUUAUAGAUUAGAUCGUAACCUGUCUCCAAUAAAAGGUCAAGUUGAUAAAGUGUUACAUACAUUUGUCUAUCCAGAAUUGUUGACCCAAACUUCAUCAACUACUCCAUGGUUAACAGCCAGAGCAUGUGAUACUAUUGCCAUGUUCCACGGUCAUAAAUAUCAGGACAUGUCGGCAUUGCAAGAUAUCUUCCAAGGUAUUGUUUUAUGUUUCCAAAAUGACGCACAAUUCCCAAUUCAAUUAACUGCUGCUGAUGCAUUAGGUGCUUUGGUAGAAGAAGAAUCAGUUGCAGAUCAUGUUUCACAUGAAGCUCCACAAUUAAUGGGUAAUUUAUUAGAAAAGGCCAAAAAAUUUGAAAGUGAUAUCUUGACUAAUGUUAUGGAUAUCUUUGUGCAAAAGUUCGCUAAGAAUUUAGAACCUUAUGCUGUCGAAUUAGCACGUCAAUUGGUCGAUUCAUUCGUUAUAUUAGCACGUGAAAUGUUGGAACAACAAUCAACUGAGGGUACUGAGGAUAUGGAUAAAGUAUAUCAAGCUGGUGGUAUUUUGAGUACUUUGACUACAUUACUUAUUGCCAUGUCGAAUACUCCAAAUGUUUGUCAAUCUAUUGAACCAGUUGUAAAGGAUAUGAUUAUAUUUAUUUUUGAGGAAGCGAUGAUUAAUUUCUUAUCUGAAGCUGUUGAAAUCUUGGAAGCAAUCUUAUUUAGUGCCAGAGAAGUAUCUAAUAAUAUGUGGCAAAUUUAUCAAGUUGUCGUUGACUGUUUUGAUACCUAUGCUGCCGAUUAUUUUUCCAUCAUUCAACCAUUUUUUGAAGGAAUUAUCAAUCAUGGAUUCGCUAAAGGAGAAAUGACAAUGGAAAACCCAAUGGUUCAAUCCUUAAUCACUAUUUGUUUCAAUUUAUUAAAGUCAGAUACUUUGGAUGCAGUGUUUGCUCAUUCAGCAUUUGAAGAUAUUGAAUUAACAAUCUUAGCCAUGGGACCAAGAUUCCAACAAUUCUUGCCUGUUUUCUUGCCAGAAAUUUUUGAUAUUUUUAGUAAUUUGGAAGCACAAAAUGCAUUUGAUGGAUUCAUGUUACAUCAUUUAUCUAUUAUAAGAGUCUUAUUUGCAUGUAUGUAUGUUGAUGCUAAUACGACUUUACAAUUCCUUCAAUCAAAAGACUUCAUAGCUGGAUUUUAUAAAUUAUGGAUUAAACAUAGUGAUGAUUUCCAAUCAGUUUAUGGAUGCAAAUUACAAAUUUUUGCCAGUUGUGCAAUUCUUAACUCCCAAUCAAUUGGAUUAUUCCCAGAAGAAUUGAUUUCUGAAACUGUUGACUUGUUAUUGGAUAACAUCGCUGCAUUACCAAAUGCCAUCAGAGCCAAACAACAAAUCUUAUCCAACGAAUCAAGUACUAAACAAUUUGCUGAAGGAGAAGACGUAGAAGAUGAAGAAGGAGAUGAGUAUGAUAAUGCGGAUUAUGAUGAAGAUUUAGAAGCAGAUGAGGCUGAAUUAGAAGCUAUGAAACAAACUCCAAUAGAUGAAGCAAAUGCAUUUGCUGAGUUUACUACUUUAUUAGUGACGAUGCAACAACAAGAUCAAAACAAGUAUAAUUUCUUAUUUGGAUCUCUUGAUGAUACUAAAAAGGAUUUAAUUAGUCAAUUGAUGAAGAUUACUCAGAAUUAG